AUGGGCCGCAACCGACUCCCAACCCUCUUUGAGGUUUUGAGUCGCCGGACCCUUCCUCCCGUCGACCUAUUUUCCUUCUAUAUCUACAUGAGAGAUCAGCAAAGAUCUGUAGACUACCUCGAUUUCUGGCUUGAUGUUGCUCAGCACAUGACAUUAUGUCGUCACUACGUUCGCGAACUCCGCCGCUCUGUGUUGGUUGGAACGCCCGAAGGAGAGAAGCCGACCUCCAAGCGAUCAUCCGCGAUCUUGGAGAACAUCGGUGACAUGAACCAUCCCGCCGCUGGCCCGUCGAUGUUCGCUACGGACAAAGAGAAGGAUCAAGAUGCGCAGAUGUCUGCUUUCCUGCGCGAGGAGAGAGGCGGCACGCCGGGAAUCCACGAGUCUCCCCAGAGCAGCAACGAGCGUCGCCAGCGACCCAGCCCGCACUUCAGCACACCGCAUGAUGUCACGACCGACUCUAAUUCUCCAGCACAUACUGUCGCGAGACAGGAUAUUCGGGCCUCGGCUGAGAAGAUCCUAUACACCUUCUUGCUUCCGGGUGCCGAGCGUGAGAUUGUCCUCCCCGGGUCUAUCACAGAGGAUGUCACCAGAGCGAUCGAGGAGUUUGGCCGCGAUGACCCGGAGGUCUUUGAUGUUGCCAAGGACUAUGUCUUCCAAGCUAUGGAACGAGAUGCCUUCCCCGGCUUUCUCAGACAGAAAGCUCUUGGAAACCUGAUUCCGCCUACGCUCAUCAUGAGACUGAUCAUCGGUCUUGUUGCGAUGUUUGGUGGCUUCUGGACUGCUUUCGUCCUCAUCUUUCUAGACAAGUCACGCGAAACUAGGCUUUUCCUCAUCAUUCCCUUCACUUUUGGAGUCUAUUUCCUAGCUUCAUAUCAGUACUCUCUCGACCCUAUCCUUGCCCUAAUCGGCUUGAGCGAGUACACUCCUUUCAACUUCUCUCGAGUUCGAGAGCCGUACGUCCGAAGGCUGCUUGCCACUCGUGCACUGAUGGUCUUGGCCGUCACUGUCAUCAUUGACGCAGCUCUUCUGGUGCUCUUCAUCCUGGUCCCUGGCAAGAGACUAUGA
This is a messenger RNA of Phaeoacremonium minimum UCRPA7, 1065 nucleotides long. RefSeq names its product putative regulator of g-protein signaling domain-containing protein. The coding region runs from base 1 to 1065 and encodes 354 amino acids. Gene Ontology annotation, cellular component: plasma membrane. The transcript is spliced from 3 exons. NCBI's taxonomy places the organism in Eukaryota, Fungi, Ascomycota, Sordariomycetes, Togniniales, Togniniaceae. The record is from RefSeq and is a predicted model, not a curated record. Gene Ontology annotation, biological process: intracellular protein localization.